Molecule: messenger RNA, 2766 nt
Organism: Schistocerca gregaria
Lineage: Eukaryota; Metazoa; Arthropoda; Insecta; Orthoptera; Acrididae
Exons: 5
Coding region: 202-2607 (801 amino acids)
Source: RefSeq, a predicted model, not a curated record
UUUACCGCGUUGGCGACACUGCUAACGCAAAAAAUCUUUGUUGAUUCUGUUUUGAACAAUGUGUUUACGAUUGGUAUGUGUGUGUUAUGUUUGGUAAGAGUUAAUUGUAGGCCAGGAUAAGUCUAUUACUGAAAUUGUGACUCAGAAGAAACCUUAUUCAUACUAAUAUCAAUUUCCGGUGGUGAGCAACAUUUCUGGGACAUGGAUCGGAAAUAUAAUCAUCGGCUGCUGACCCACGUCCACCUCAUCCCUGAGCCGAUUAUAGACAGAGGGCCAGUACAAUACGGUCCUCCGUCCCCAGCAAAACGACGUGUGGUGCAGCAGCAGCAGCCACAGACACGUGAGGUGUGUCCACGUCUGCUGCUGCAUACGCCUGAGGUGCGUCCGCGUGUGCUGCUGCAUACGCCUGAGAUGCGUCCGCGUCUGCUGCUGCGUACGCCUGAGGUGCGGCCACCUCUGCUGCAGACACCUGAGGCGCGGUCGAUUCUGAUGCAGACAUCUGAGGCCGAGGCGCCUCUACUGAAGAUACCUCAGCCCCGGCGGCCUCUGCUGCAGGCACCUGAGAUGCGGGCACCUCUGUUGCAAACACGUGAUGCACGGCGGCCUCUGCUGCAGACGCAUGAGGUGCAGCCGCUUGUGUUGCAAACACCUGAUGCGCGGCUGCCUCUGCUUCAGGCACCUGAGGCACAGGCAGCACUUGAGGUGCGGUCACCUCUGCUGCAAACACCUGAAGUGCGUCCGCCUCUUCUCCAAACGCCUGAGGUGCGGGAGCCUCUGCUGCAGACACCUGAUGUGCGGGAGCCUCUGCUGCAGACACCUGAUGUGCGGGAGCCUCUGCUGCAGACACCUGAUGUGCGGGAGCCUCUGCUGCAGACACCUGAUGUGCGGGAGCCUCUGCUGCAGACACCUGAUGUGCGGGAGCCUCUGCUGCAGACACCUGAUGUGCGGGAGCCUCUGCUGCAGGCGCCUGAUGCGCGGGAGCCUCUGCUGCAGGCGCCUGAUGCGCGGGAGCCUCUGCUGCAGGCGCCUGAUGCGCGGCUGCCUCUGCUGCAGGCGCCUGAUGCGCGGCCGCCUCUGCUGGAGAUGCCUGAUGUGCGGCCGCCUCUGCUGGAGAUGCCUGAUGUGCGGCCGCCUCUGCUGGAGAUGCCUGAUGUGCGGCCGCCUCUACUGGAGAUGCCUGAUGUACGGCCGCCUCUGCUGGAGACGCCUGAUGUGCGGCCGCCUCUGCUGGAGACGCCUGAUGUGCGGCCGCCUCUGCUGCAGACGCCUGAGGUGCGGGAACCUCUGCUGCAGACACCUGGGUUGCGGGAACCUCUGCUGCAGACACCUGGGUUGCGGGAGCCUCUGCUGCAGACACCUGAGGUGCGGGAGCCUCUGCUGCAGACACCUGAGGUGCGGGAGCCUCUGCUGCAGACACCUGAGGUGCGGGAGCCUCUGCUGCAGACACCUGAGGUGCGGGAGCCUCUGCUGCAGACACCUGAGGUGCGGGAGCCUCUGCUGCAGACACCUGAGGUGCGGGAGCCUCUGCUGCAGACACCUGAGGUGCGGGAGCCUCUGCUGCAGACAACUGAGGCGCGGCCGCCUCUGCUGCAGACAACUGAGGCGCGGCCGCCUCUGCUGCAGACACCUGACGUGCGGCCGCCUCUGCUGCAGACACCUGACGUGCGGCCGCCUCUGCUGCAGACACCUGACGUGCGGCCGCCUCUGCUGCAGACACCUGACGUGCGGCCGCCUCUGCUGCAGGCGCCUGACGUGCGGCCGCCUCUGCUGCAGGCGCCUGACGUGCGGCCGCCUCUGCUGCAGGCGCCUGACGUGCGGCCGCCUCUGCUGCAGGCGCCUGACGUGCGGCCGCCUCUGCUGCAGGCGCCCGACGUGCGGCCGCCUCUGCUGCAGGCGCCCGACGUGCGGCCGCCUCUGCUGCAGGCGCCCGACGUGCGGCCGCCUCUGCUGCAGGCGCCCGACGUGCGGCCGCCUCUGCUGCAGGCGCCCGAUUCGCGGCCGCCUCUGCUGCAGGCGCCCGAUUCGCGGCCGCAUCUGCUGGAGGCGCCCGAUUCGCGGCCGCAUCUGCUGGAGGCGCCCGAUGCGCGGCCGCAUCUGCUGGAGGCGCCCGAUGCGCGGCCGCAUCUGCUGGAGGCGCCCGAUGCGCGGCCGCAUCUGCUGGAGGCGCCCGAUGCGCGGCCGCAUCUGCUGGAGGCGCCCGAUGCGAGGCCGCAUCUGCUGGAGGUGCCCGAUGCGAGGCCGCAUCUGCUGGAGGCGCCCGAUGCGAGGCCACGUCUGCUGCAAAUACCUGAGGUGCGUUCACCUCUUCUGCGAACGCCUGAUGCGCGGACGGCUCUGCAGCAGACAUUUAAGGCGCGGCCGUCUCUGCUGCGGACACAGCUGCUAGUGCAGCAGAGCCAACAUCCGGCCGUGACACAGGGCCCUAUGACAACUGUAGCUACGCCGCAAGUGACGAACACAGUCACAGAGGCAGAUCAAAACCCAAGUUCUAGAAAGCAGCAGAAAAUUUGUCAUCAUGGCCAUCAACAAACAAAUAUUGCCACUGAAACUUAUUCCCCAUUUUACUUGGGAUUUCUUCCUGCUGAAACUUCUCCUUAUGAGAAGUGAAUCUACAGAUUCAGAAAAAGAGCCCCAUUUAGUAGAAUGUGAGAGGAACAUCAAAAGGUGUGAGCAUCUCUAUUACUAAUUACUAAACGGCUAACCCAGCCAAUGCUGCAUGUCACAAUUGCAGGUUGCUUAUUAAACAGCUUACAGAAACAACAAAAA